This is a messenger RNA of Schistocerca americana (American grasshopper), 832 nucleotides long. RefSeq names its product nuclear nucleic acid-binding protein C1D (gene Rrp47). Gene Ontology annotation, cellular component: nucleolus; exosome (RNase complex). The transcript is spliced from 2 exons. The coding region runs from base 140 to 583 and encodes 147 amino acids. Gene Ontology annotation, molecular function: RNA binding; DNA binding. Gene Ontology annotation, biological process: regulation of gene expression; maturation of 5.8S rRNA. Lineage: Eukaryota; Metazoa; Arthropoda; Insecta; Orthoptera; Acrididae. The record is from RefSeq and is a predicted model, not a curated record.
UGCUUUGGCAUUAGUUACUAUGUACAUGUUCACGUAUCUUUGAAUAUGGUAGAAACGUUUGAAAACAGCGCUGAAUUGAUAGAGCGUGAGACAGAGGAGGGCAGCUUGGUUGAAUCAGUGUUCCUUCAACGGCACUACAAUGGCAGAAAACACAAUUGAUUUUGGAGAGUUAUCGACUGAUGAAAGCUUAAAGAAAUCUGUGACUGAAUUGCAUGACAGUGUGAAGAAAUUUGGUGAUUUUCUACAGCUGGCGUGUGAGAAAGAUGUUUACAGUAAUCUAAGUACAGAGGACCGUGUGAAAUAUGAUUUAUUUCUUUCUUACUCACUCAGUACACUUUUUUGGACCUAUCUGCGAACCCAGGGUCUUGAUCCUACCAAGCAUGCUAUUAAAGGAGAAAUUGAAAGAGUUCGUGGAUAUAAUAUACGAGCACGGCAGAUACAUGAAAGGCGUACCAUUAUGCCACGUAUUGACAAGGCGGCAGCAGGUCGCUUUAUCAGAAGUGGCUUGUGGCAGCCAAGGUCUGCUGAAGAACGACAGCAAGAGGAACAACCACCUGAUGAAUCAGUAGACUCUGUUAUGUAACAAAUUGUCCACUUAUGUAUAUACUUCAGAUGAGUCUUUAAAAUUAUUAUUUAUGUAUUGUUGAUAAUUUUAUUAGACUAAAGAGUAUUUAGUCUAAUUUCUUUUGUACACUGAAAACUACUGUUGACAAUUCCAUCAUCAAUACUGUCACCUCAUAAUGUAAAUUGUUCAUACUUGCCUGUUUUUAUGUAAACAUGAAACUGUAGGAACUGCUGAGGUGUUAGUAAAAAGGAAACAACCUACUCUAAA